Messenger RNA from Myotis davidii, 851 nucleotides. RefSeq names its product family with sequence similarity 210 member B (gene MIMS2). The record is from RefSeq and is a predicted model, not a curated record. Lineage: Eukaryota; Metazoa; Chordata; Mammalia; Chiroptera; Vespertilionidae. The annotation marks the transcript as partial. The transcript is spliced from 3 exons. Gene Ontology annotation, cellular component: mitochondrion.
UGCGGCGGCCACCAGAACCCCAGCAAAACCACCACGACAGACAGCGACCUCAGCAAAACAGAGGAGAAAAAGCCAAGCAAGUCACAGCAGCUGAAGAAGGUUUUCCAAGAGUACGGAGCCGUCGGCGUGUCGGUGCACAUUGGAAUCUCACUAGUCUCCCUGGGCACGUUUUACAUGGUUGUUUCGAGUGGUGUGGACAUGUCAGCCAUCCUGCUUAAGCUCGGAUUUAAGGAGUCAUUGGUCCAGUCAAAAAUGGCCGCGGGCACAAGCACCUUUGUGGUGGCCUACGCCAUCCACAAGCUGUUUGCACCCGUCAGAAUCAGCAUCACCUUGGUUUCCGUGCCCUUGCUUGUCAGGUAUUUUCGGAAAGUGGGAUUUUUUAAACCUCCCCCUGCAAACCCUUGAUGAGCUCUUCAACUGUGGGCCUGGAGACCCCUUUCUGUUAAAUUACACAAUUCGGAUUGAUUUUAGGAUUGUAGGGGUUUGUUUGUUUGUUUCGGGGGCAGGGGCUACUUUCUAUGUUCUCAUGGAUAAGUUUUACUUUUGCCAGCAAAAUUCGCGUGUUUAAGUAAUUGUAAUUUGUCUUGCUUUAUAAAUUUUGUUAGGGCUACUCACCAUAGGGCUUAUAUGCAUUAUCUAAAAUGUCAGCAAAACAUCACAAGUGAGUCGUCAUCGUCAACUGUUAGCUUACUAGCUUACUUUAGAACUGUUCCUCUGAAAGAUGGCCCUAGGGGUCCAUCUUUGUUCACAUUCUUAAAGAGCAACAAUUCAUUAAGCUAAUUUUAAAAUUCCCUUUCCUCCAGUAUUUGUGGUCAGGCUGCCUGCGGUUUAAUAUGCAAUAUUCUGCAGAA